This is a messenger RNA of Alosa sapidissima (American shad), 1578 nucleotides long. It is a transcript of the gene pdcd2l, whose product is annotated as programmed cell death 2-like. Gene Ontology annotation, cellular component: cytoplasm. Bases 110 to 1201 code for a protein of 363 amino acids. The record is from RefSeq and is a predicted model, not a curated record. NCBI's taxonomy places the organism in Eukaryota, Metazoa, Chordata, Actinopteri, Clupeiformes, Clupeidae. The transcript has a single exon.
AAUAUUAUUGCGUCUGCGUAAUGAUCCACUCUACUCUACACCACGUUGACUGUAGCUACAAAAGUUAACACGUGUUGGUCUCCAUUUACUAUGACAAUUUCUAGUUAUUAUGGCAACACCACACGAAAAUCCACUUAUAGGACUGCGUGACGGAGCCAUUGAUGAUAAGAGGGGAAACCUGUCUACAUUUCUGACCAACAAGGUCGGAGGUGAACCGGACCUGCUCCCAGCUGUAUCUCUUGAGUAUCCAAGGUGUUCUCUGUGCAGCUCUUCUCUUUCUCAUGUUGUGCAGGUAUAUUGUCCUCUUGAUGCCUCUCCCUAUCAUCGGACCAUAAAUGUAUUUGCCUGCACCAACUCAGACUGUCAUGGGAAAUCUGACAGCUGGAGGGUCCUGCGCUCACAGUGCCUGGAGUCAGACAUCAAGUCCUCCACAGAGGGGCUAAGGGCGGAGGACCCAGCAGUCCAGCAAGCGCCCAUGGCUAGCACUGACUGGUGUGAUGAUGCAGAUGACUGGGGCGAGGAAGAAGAUGGCGGUGAAACAUGGACUGCCAGUAAGACUCAGACUUUACAGAAUGCCACUGUGUUUUCUACUGAAGCUGCUCCGGAUGUCAGCAGUCAGCUACAGAGCCUCAGUAUUAGCUCGACGGAGGACCCUCAGCUCAAGGGCCCAAUGUUUCAGCCCUUCUAUGUCAGUGUAGUUGAGGAGUCUGACUUUGCGUGGGACAGUGGCAUGGAGCAUGCUAAGGAGCUGCUGCGAGAGUAUGAGCAACGAGAGGGCGCGACUGCGAUGGACCUGGGAGGCGAAGGAGGAGGAGGAGAAGAGAGAUAUGAGAAAACAGAGGCCCGACAUGGGGAUGCAGUGUUCACUGGUUUCAUGAAGAGGAUCUCCCUAUGUCCUGAACAGGUUUUAAGAUACUGUAGAAAUAGUUCACCAUUGUUCAUCUCCAAACCACCUUUGGAUGUAAAGCAGAUUGUUCCACCAUGCUGUCACUGUGGAAGUUCUAGAACAUUUGAAUUCCAGCUUAUGCCAGCUCUGGUCAGUUUACUCUGCAUGUGUGACCCACAUUUGGAUCUGGCUGUGGAGUUUGGAACAGUUUUAGUUUACACCUGCCAAAGCAGUUGCUGGAUAUCAGGCUCAAACUCACCUAUGGAGGAGUUUGCAUUUGUACAGGCAGAUCCUGACCAAAAACAUUUUAAAUGAAACAGGCCAACUGUUUUAUUGACAAUCUGCUUGUGUCUUCAUUGUGAAAUGGAACAUUAGUGACUCUGUUUACCUGUUGGAAGCCAGCCCGAAUUUAUCCUGAGUUCGAGUUUGUCCAUGCCACAGAACAAAACACUUUUGAUCAUCACUUGAGACAUCAUGUUUACUAUUAACCUUCGGUGUUAUUUUUUGUGAACAAUUAAAAUAAACACUGUGAUUACUGUGAUUUUGCCUUCAUACAAAAUAUUUAUUAUCACCUUUUAUUGCCGAUCAUAUCUAUCCUUGCUGUGCUUUGGGAAAUGUGUGACUGACUGAAAUAAUCAAAAUUUCUUAGAUUUCUGACUGUAUCCUGCUAAUAAAAAUGUUGGAAAAACUUA